Messenger RNA from Plasmodium falciparum 3D7, 17403 nucleotides. RefSeq names its product putative peptidase family C50. NCBI's taxonomy places the organism in Eukaryota, Apicomplexa, Aconoidasida, Haemosporida, Plasmodiidae. Gene Ontology annotation, molecular function: cysteine-type endopeptidase activity. Gene Ontology annotation, cellular component: nucleus. The record is from RefSeq and is a predicted model, not a curated record. Gene Ontology annotation, biological process: proteolysis; nuclear chromosome segregation; nuclear division.
AUGGUAAGGUCUAAUUUAAACGUAUAUGAUAAGUUAGACAGAAUUGUGUCAGAUGUAUUACAAAAUAUCGAUGAAGAAUAUAAGAAUGGAGGAUCUGAUGAAAAGGUGUAUAUAAAAUUUUAUGAAUUAUUUCACAAGGAGAGUUAUAUAGAGAAGUUAAAUUAUAAUGAUUUAAUAAAUACUUUUAAAGAUAAGAAUAUACAUAAGUAUUUAUUUUAUAUGUUUGAAUGUGUAUUGAAUAAAAUAUCUUUAAAGAAUAAUAUGAAAUAUCUGGAUUUUUUGUUUAUUAUUUUAAGAUAUAUAACUUAUUUUUGGUUUUAUUUAUCUGAAGAUAACAAAUUAAUAUUAAUAUCUUAUUAUUAUUCCAAACUUAUAGAUUUGUUAUAUAAUUUAAAAUUAAAGAAAAGUGCUUUAUUAAUUAAUAUGUAUAACAUUCUUAUAUAUUUCUAUAUAAAAGAUAAAAAGAAAGUUAUUUUUGAAAUAAAAAAAAUUAAAGAAAAUGAUGCAUCUACACACAUAAAAAAUUUGAUAUUAGAGUUAAAUAAAAUAUUAAUAUAUGAACAAGUUAAACUUAUUACAAAAAUAACGAAAGAAUAUUAUAUAGAUUGUCUCAAUGAAGAUAUAGAAAAGAAACUAUCUAAAUUAAUAUUAGCAGAAGAAGAUAUGAAUAAUUUUAUAAAGGAGUGUAAUUUGUAUAACUAUAUGUGGGUGUGUGAUGAAAAAAUUAGAUAUAAUAAUAAUGAUAAAUGUAAUAAUGAUAAAUGUAAUAAUGAUAAAAGUAAUAAUGAUAUAUGUAAUAAUAAUAUAUGUAAUAAUAAUAUAUAUAAUAAUGAUAAAUGCAAUAGUAAUGUGUAUAAUAAUAAAAUACAAACUAAUGUGACAAAAAAAAAAAAAAAGGAAGAAAAUUAUUUUUCUUUUUUCAUAAAAUAUAAAAAUAAGAAUGAUAUAGAAAUGUUCAUUAAUUGUCAUCCAUUUUCAAUUAAUAGCAGUUACAAAAUAUUCUUAAAUUUUUUAAAAAACUUUUUUAAAAUAAUAAUUGAUGACUUUGAUACAUUUUUUUUUUUUUUAAGUUUAUUCUAUUUAGAAUACUUUUUGAUAUAUUGCCAUUUUUUUGAAAUAAUUUAUUUUAUUCAUUUGUCCAACCAUGAAAAAAAUUACAACAAUGUGGACACAAAUAAUAUAAAUGUGAAUAGUUUGGACACAAAUAAUAUAAAUGUGAAUAGUUUGGACACAAAUAAUAUAAAUUUGAAUAGUUUGGACACAAAUAAUAUAAAUUUGAAUAAUAUAGAUAUGAAUAAUAUGUGUGAUCUUCAAAAAAAGUAUAACUCAAAAAAUAUAUAUAAAGAUACCAAGUUUACUUCAGUGAAUGUAUCUGCUAACAAUGUUGCUACGACAUAUGAUGAAUGUAUUUUUUUAAAUAAUAAUAAACAAAAUAAAAGGAUUAUUUGGAAUAUUAUUUUUGAUGCUUUAAGAAAGAAAUUUAUUUCAGAUGUAAAAAAUGUGAAUUAUGUUUUAAAAAUAUUUAAAUAUACUUUUAGUUUUUUUUCUUUUCAAAAGAAUUUAUAUUUAAAAAGAGAUAAUAGAACAUAUAUAGAUAAUUAUAUACAUAAUACGUUAUAUAACUUUAGAUAUAUAUCAUCUAUAUAUUUAAAGGAGUUAUUGAAAUUUUGUCUUUCAUUUAUUACAAAUAUAUUAUAUUCAAAACAUUUAACUGAGGAAAUAAUUUUUAAAUCUAUUUCUUAUAUAUUUCAUCUUUUGUCUAAAUUGUUAUGUAAUACUAAUAAUGAUAUUAAAGAAUUCAUUUUAUGUGAUACUGACAAUAAUAUAGUGUUAAUUUCUAUUAUUACACAUAUAUAUAAAUAUUUUAAAAAGUUAUAUUUUAGUAAGAAUAAUGAAGAAGUUGAAAUUAGUAAAUCAAAUAAUUCCAAGAAUAAUAAUGUGGGUGUGGAGAAAUUAAAAUAUUCCUUUAUAACACAAGACAAGGUUUAUCAAAAAAUACAGGAAUGUUUGUAUAUCGUAUUAACAAUUGAUGAACAUGUUGAAUGUUAUACAAGAGAAUGUAUAAUUCCCAAGAAUAUAGAUAAAGAAAAUAGUCAUAAGAAUUAUAAUAAUUAUUCUUAUGAUAAUAAAAAUAACGUUAAUGUUGGGAAUAACCCUUGUGAUAACCCUAAAAAUAAUUUUACUGAUAACUUCUACAUUUGUGUUAUUAUAAAAAUGAAUAAAAUGAAUAUGUUUUAUUCAAACAUGGAUAUUAUUAAAGUAAUAUCUGAAAAAGAUAAAAACGUUUUUCGGAAAUUCAUUUAUACCAUAAAUAAAAAUCAUGAGAAUUUUAUAAAUUUCUUUUCCUAUAUAUUAAAUAUAAAUUAUAAAGGAAAUGAGGAUGAUUUUAUUUUAAAAAAAUAUAUUUUAAAUUUAAAAAGAAAAAAUGAAUAUUAUAAUAAAGAUAAAAAAUUGAUAAAUGUUAUGAAACCAUAUCAUUCUCCUUUAAAAUAUAUUUUUUUAAAGAAUGAAAUACAACAAAAAGGAAAUAUGUACAAUGAUAGUUAUGAUAAUUAUUGUAAUGGAGUUUCAUCAUCUGAGGAAAUAUCAGAUGAAAAAAAAGUCAAGAAAAAAAAAACAAACAAAAAGGAUAAUAAUAUAAAUAAUAUAAAUAAUAACAACAACAACAAUAAUAAUAACAAUAAUAAUAUUAGUAAUGGUUAUGAUAAGUCUUAUCAUUACAAUUUCUAUAAUCAUGAUAUGUCGUGGAAUGAUAAUAAUUAUGAUAAUAUUCAUUUUGAUGAUAAGAAUGAAAAGAAAAGAGAUGAUAUGCCAAUAUUUGAAAAUUCAAGGUUUUAUAUAAAUACAAAGAUAAUGAAAAAUAUCAAUGUAGAUUUCAAAAAUGUAUGUCAUACAAUAAUUUUGUGUGUAAAGAGAUGUAUACAAAUAUCAGAUAAUAUAUUUAAUCAUUUUGAAAAGAAUAAAAAUUUAGAAGCCAAUUUUAAUAUUUAUGUAUGUAAAAAUAUACUUAUUAAUUUUUUAAAAUGUUGUUUAUUAAAUAUAAGUUUAUCUUCUUAUUUGUGCGUGAAAUUAAAUUAUGAUUAUAUUUUAAAGGAGAUAUGCGAAUCGAAUUUAGUUGAAUAUGUUUAUAAUAUAUAUGAUAAAUAUGUUUGUUUUAUAUUAAAUCAGAAUGUAAAAAGCUUGAAUGAUCAUAAACACCUCUUACAAUUUAAUAUAAGAAAUGAAAAUAAAAGGAGAUCAAAUGUUGAUAAUAAAAAAAUACAUAAUAAUAAUAAUAAUAAUAAUAAUAAUAGUAAUAAUAGUAAUAUUUGUAGUAGUGGGGUGGUCAAGGAAUCGUCAUUAUAUAACAAUUUAUGCCUUGAUGAUAUAUAUGAUAUUUUAAGAAAUAAAAAAGAUACUCAUGAAAAUUCAAAUAAUAACCAAGAUGAUAUUACUCAUCCAAAUAAUAAUUAUAAAAAUGCUAACGAUUCAAAUGAUUAUUAUGAUUGUCAAUAUAGUACUUUUUUUAUUUCUGAUAAUACUCCAUUUGUUGAAACAUUGUAUUCAAAUUGUUUUUUAAUUAUGAUAAACGUUUUAUUAAUUUGGGAAAUGUAUCUAGAAAUACCAUUAGAAAUUCUGAAUAAAAUGAGAUAUAGUUUUUUUGAACUUUUUUAUAAUACUACCAUUAAAAUUUUAAAAUUUAUCAAAACUGAUAAAGGUUUUUUAUUUCUUUUGAAUAUUUUAAAAUUCAUUUAUACAAAAUUUAUAAGCUUACCAUUCAAUCCUAUUGAUAUCCAUACAAAUUUUAAAAUGUAUGAUUUUUAUGAAUUUCUCAUAAGUAAUAAACAUGAUAGCAAUAUAAACAAUCAUCUUAAUAAUAAUACUCCACAUCAUCAUCAUAAUAAUACUUACUAUUAUGGUUGUCUUGAUAUGGAAAAGAAAGAAGAUGAUAAAUUCAAUCAAGAUAGUUUGUUUAUGAAUUCAGUAAGUCCAUUGAAAUUUGUUCAUAAUAAUAAUGAGGAAGAAUAUAAUGAGGAAAAAUCAAAAAAUGAUAGUACCAACAAUAUCAUUAAACAUAAACAUACUAAUGAAAAAUUCAAUGAAUACUGUAAUUAUAAUAUGUUAAGUGUUAAUAAGAAAAAGAGAAUAAGUAUUGGAGGAUUGGUGCCUAUAUUUCUAACUAGCCAAAAUAGGAAUGAAAAAAAAAGCAAAAGAAAAACAAUGGUUGAUUAUGUAUCUUAUAAUAAAAUGGAAAAUGAUUCAUUUACAGACGAUGCAAAUAUAAGAGAGAAAAAAAAAAGAAAUACCUUAACAUAUGAUGAGAGCUCCUUUGUGAAUCAUAUAGAUAAUGAUCAUAAAGUAAAUUACGAUUUUUAUAAUAAAAAUGAUAAUGAAACUCCAAAAAAUAAUUAUGAUAACAAUAAAGAUAUGUUAUCAAGUGAAAAUAUAAAAGAAAGGAAAGAUGAUAAUGAAGAUGAUAAUGAAGAUGAUAAUGAUAAUAAUGAUAAUAAUAAUAAUAAUAAUAAUAAUAAUAAUAACAAUAAUAAUAAUAUGAAGAAUAAAAUGAGAAAUACCUAUUUAAAAAAUUAUUAUAUUCCUCAUAUAGAUUUAUUAUUUAUUAUUAUAGAUUUAGAAGUAUAUUAUUAUUAUGGAAAGAAGAAAUAUAAAAAAGUAAUUUUUAUUGUAGAAACCGUAUUUAGAAAUAUUAUAAAUAGGUGUGACUAUAAUACUAAAGAAUAUUUAAGGUCAUCCAUUUCAUUUAUUUAUAAUUAUUAUCAACAAAUACAUAUAAAAAGUAAUAAGAAUAAUAUACAAAGUUGUGGUAUUAUUAGACAUAUAUGUAAUUUAUAUUUUAAAUCAAAAAUAUUUUAUUUAAACAAAAAAAUUAAAAAAAUGUUAUCAUAUUAUAAGGAAAAAUGUAGUAAUAUAGAUUCAUUGAAAUUAAAUUAUAAUGAAAUGUAUGAUGUAUUUUUUAAUAGUUUGAAAUGGAAAUAUUUUUUUUAUUUUAAAAAAAAUGUGAAUUCUGAAAAUUUUUAUGAUAACGAAAAGUAUAAGAAUUAUGAUAAUUGUGAUCAUUUCAAUAACAAUAUUUUGUUGGAGGUGAAGCAAAUGGAAAGUAUGAUACUUAUUGAUGAGUUAUUAAGUAUACACAUUAAUAUUUUACUAUUUCUUAUAUUGUAUGAAUAUAUUUGUAAAUAUACAAACAUACAUUUUGUUUUUUAUUUUCGAUUUAUAUAUUUAUUUUUUAACAAAGUGUGUAUUGAUAUCUUAAAUAUAAUUAAUUGUUUCAAUCAUGUAGAAUUUUUUAAUCUCUUUGAUUUUAUAUAUCAUAAUACAUAUAAUGAUGAUAUAAAUAUGUAUGCUGUACAGAAAUUAAAAAAUGCCUUGACAAAAAUUAAUGAACAUAAAAUGUUAAAGAAUGAUAUAAUACAUAUUCCAUAUAAAUUUAAUGGUUCUAUUGAAAAAAUUAAUGAAAAGAAAAGUAUAACAUAUCAUCAUCAUCAUCAAAAAAAAAAAAAAAUUAUUAUUAUUGAUAUUGAAGAAUUGUUAGUUACUUAUGUACAAAUGAAUUUUAUUUUCUGUCGAAUUUGUUGUAUUUUUCUUUUCUUUCAAAAUAUGUGUUUUCAUAAAUAUGAUUUAAUUAAUAAAGAAUGUAAAGUAAAGGAAUAUAUGAAAUUGUUUAGAAGUAAUAGAAACAUUUUUGAUGCUUCGAGAGUUAAAAAUGAUGAAGAUGAAUAUUUAAAAAGUGAAGCUAUAAAUAAUAACAUUGAUGAAAAUAAUAAUAUGAACAUAUAUAAUACUUCUGAUUAUUAUGAAACAAAUAAAUUCGGUACAAAUUACCUUAUCCCCUUUGAUAACAAAUCAAGUGAUUAUAAUAAAUAUGACACUGAUGUGUCUGUUUCUAGUAUAUCAGAAAAUAGCUUUAUUUUAGAUGAAUGUUCAUCAUAUGAUAGUAAGAAAGAUUAUAUAAUUUUAGAAUUCAUCAUAGAGAAAAUUGAAGAAAUAAAUAUUGCUCUAAUAUAUACAAACAUGUUAAAAAAUUGUUAUUAUAUAAUAAAAGUAGAAAUGUUAUAUAAUUAUAUUUAUAAUAACAUUGAAAUAUUAAAAAGAUUUGCUUAUCUAAAUAAUGCCUAUUAUUUAUAUAAGUUGUAUUAUAAUAUGUUCGUUUGGGAUAAUAAAAAUCAUUUUGAUGGCUUAAAAGAUAUAAACAAAAAGGAGAAACAAAAAUAUAUGAACGGUUAUAAUAAAGAUGAUAUGGAUGGAAUGUCUCUCAAAGGUUAUAGUAAUAAUUACACAAAAAAUAAUGACAUUGAUGACACGUCACAAAAUAAUGACAUUGAUAAAACAUCACAAAAUAAUGAUAUUGAUGACACGUCACAAAAUAAUGAUAUUGAUGACACGUCACAAAAUAAUGAUAUUGAUGACACAUCACAAAAUAAUGAUAUUGAUGACACAUCAAAAAAUAAUGAUAUUGAUGACACGUCACAAGAUAAUGAUAAGACCGUUUCUCCAAAAAAUAACAUAAAUAAUAAGUAUCAUAAAUGCUAUCACAUUUUUCAUAUCUUAACAUUAAAUCAAAGAUUAAAAGAAAAGAUGAAUGCACGUUAUAUAAAAUUAAAGUUUUAUGAUAACUCUGAUUUGUUUACUACAUAUAAUGAUGACAUUGUGAAAAAUCAGAAUGAUUCAUAUGAACGUACGAAUGAAAAUAUAAUGAAAAAUAAUAAUACAUGUGAUGAUUGUUUUUGUAAAUCUUCUUUUGAUAUUUCGUAUUUUUCAUGUAAUAUAUAUAAUUUUAAUUUAAAUUUAUUUCAUCCCCUUAAUAUUAGAAAAAAUCGAAAAAUACAAAUUUAUGAAAAUAAUACAAACAGGAACCCUUUUAUUAGUUCUCAAGUUAUUAAUAAUAAGUAUUUAAUGAAUUUAAAUAAAAAGUAUAAUAAGAUUAAAAAAUAUAUAAUGAAUUAUAUCAUAUCAACCUAUUUUAUAAUAUUAUGUUUUUAUUUUAAUGAAUAUAAUAUAGAAGAACAUAAUUUAUCCUUUUAUUUUAUUCUUCAUUUGUUUCAAACAAAAUUUCAUGUUUUUAAUAAUAAUUUUUUUUUAAAUAUAGAAAAUAGAUAUGAAUCAUUAAAUGAAAAUAUGUACAGUCCAAAACAUGUUAUAACGAAGGAAAAUAAAAGUAGAGAAAAGAAUUUUAUAUAUUUACAAGAGUGUAAAUAUAAAAUAUAUACAGAAUAUGAAUUGAAGAAUAAUAUUUAUCUUAUAUUCGAAAUUUUAAAUAAUAUAUAUGAUGUAUAUUAUGGAAACAUAUUUGAGAAUAUAUCAGUUCAUAAUAACAUUGAGAUAAAUAUUGAUUUAAAUUUUAUAACUUAUUUGAGCGAAAUAUAUAAUAUUUUAUUUUUCUAUAAAAUGUAUAAAGAAUGUGUACAUAUAUUAUUAUUAUGUAUUAUGUGUACUUCUAAGUUUUUUUGUUUAUAUAUAUUUAAUGAGAAACAUGUAUAUAAAGAGGAAACUUCAUUAGAUUUUGUUGAUAAGGGAAAUGUAAAAAGUAAAAUUAUACACAUUACGAAAAAGAGAAAUACACAUAUAAAUAUGAAUGCAGAAAAUAAUACACAUCUUAAUAGUAAUAAGGUUAGGUAUGAUUAUUAUUAUAAUGAUUUCAUGUAUGAAGAAAAAGAUAAGGAAUCAAAAAAUAUAAUCAAGGGGUCUCAAGAAUGUGCAGAAGUGAAAAGGAUAGUAUAUCAAGACGAAAACGUAUUAGAAAAUAAUAAUAUGAAUGAAAGAGAAUUUUAUGCGUUUGAAAAAGUUAAUAUGCCUUUUUAUGAUAUUAACUCAAAAAAUGACAAUAAUGAUAAUAAUAAUAAUAAUAAUAAUAAGAGUAAAAGUAAAUGUAAAAGUAAAAAGGAAAAGACAAAUAUAUAUAAUAUAAAGAAAAAUAGAAUAAUACACAUUUUAAAUAUAAUAUAUAAUAAAAUAACAUACAAUGUAAAUGAUAUGAAUGUUAAAGAAAUAUAUAUCAAUUUACAUAAUUAUAUGCAGAACUUAAUAAUAUGUAUAUCUCUUUUUUAUUCUAUAUAUAUAUGUCUUGAAAAAUUAUGUAAAAAAGAAUAUAAUAUUAUUUUUUUUAAUUGUGCUAAUAAUAUUUAUAAUUAUUAUAUUGAAUUUUAUCAAUAUAUUAAAAAUUUUUGUAAAACAUAUUGUAAAGAAAAAAUAUACAUGUCUACUUUCUUUUUUGAUAAUUUCAAUUUAAAAAUAAUUAAUCUGAGAAUUUUGUCCAUUAUAAAAGAAAAAGAGAUAUACAUAAAAAGAAAAGAAAAAAAUAUAAGUAAGCGUAUGAACAAUGAUGAAAUAAUAAAUAAUAAUAAAAAAAAAAAAAAAAACCAUAAUAAUAAUAACAAAAACCAUAAUAAUAACAAUAAUGAUAAUAAUAAUAAUAAUAAUAAAGAUCCUGUGAGUAAGGUGUGUUUACCUAAUAUUCUUCCGGAAAACAUGUCAUUCAGUUAUAUAAAAGAACAAAAUGAUCAAAGCAAUAAUUCAAAUGAAGAUUCACAUAUUUUAUUAUUUCGUACAAACUUUUAUUCAAAGUUUUCUUAUUUAUUAUUUGAUAUGAGGGGAAAUGUUUUUAAAGAUUGUAUGAUUAUGUUAAGAAAUAUCGAAAGUAGAUAUAAAAAUGAUUGUAAUUUUAUUUUUCGGAAUAAUCUUGAACUAUACUUUAAUAUUGUAAAAUAUUUAUACGAAAAUAGUAAAGAUCAAUAUAUAGGAUUAUUUUUAUUUUUUCAUGGAUAUAUUAUAUAUGAACUAGAAGAUAAGAAAAUUAAUAUGAUGAAAAAUUUUUGUUCUUUUAAUAUAUCAUGUAAUUUUUUCUGUUUAAAAUUUGAACAACGUUCAUAUGAUUUUGAUAUCGAAGGAUUAUCAAAUUUAUCAAAAAAUGAUUCUAUUGAUGAUAUAAAACUAAGAAAUAAGUUAAUUUUAAUGAAUACAGAAAAUCUUUAUUGUAAUGGUUUUUUAAGAACGGAUUUUUUUUCUGUAACCAAAUUUUUUAAUAUAUAUAUUAAAAAUAUAUACAAAAUAUUUUUUAAAUUAAAUAAUUUUUUUUCAAGCUAUUUCUUUUUAAAAGAAUUUAUUAUAUAUAUAUCUAGUAUUUUAUAUUUACCAGAAAUGGUUCAUAUUUAUAUUUAUUUAAUAAAUAUUAUAUUAACAAGUGGAAAGGAAAGAAUAGAAAUAUUAACACAAGAAGAAUUAUUUUUUGAAAAUUUAAAUAAUGAAUUUAAUAUGUUUGAAAAAAAGAAGUUUGAUCAAAUAAAUAAAUAUGAUGUAUAUAAUAAAGAUGUUAAAAUAUAUGAACAAAAUGAUUUUACAGAUAUUAAUUAUGAUAAGACACCACUGAAUACAUAUAUAACAAAUAAAUAUAUAUAUGAAUACAAAAAAGUAUUGAAUGAAUUUUUUGUAUAUUUAAAUUAUUUAAUAUCAAAUAAACAAAAUAUGAAUAUAUUAACUCCUAAAUAUAGAAAAGAAAUUCUUUACAUUUAUUCAUUGUUCAUUUUAAAAAAAAAACAAAAGCAAUAUUAUUAUUAUGUUAUGAAAAAUAGAAAAUGGAAAACAACAAAUAUGUUCAUAGACAAUUUACAAAAUAUUAAUCACCUAGAAGGAGAAGAUAAAAACAUUAAUGGUGAUAAUAUAAAGACAACAAAUGUAUUACAUAAUACAAUACAUACGAAAAAUAUAUCAGAGGAUAAUAAUAAAAAAGAAAGAAGUAAUAUUAUAUCACCAGUUGUAAAUUAUGAAUUUAAUGAUGAUAAUAAUAAUAAUAUAGAGAAUGAUGAAUUAUAUAAUAGUAAUAUGGAUGAUAUUAAUAAGUUUGGAAAAAAAUUUUUACAGUGCUUUAAUGAAUGUAAUAAAAUUAGAAAGAAUGAAAAUAUAUGUUUUCAAUUUUUUGUUGAAAAUUUAUUUCUUGGACAUAAUAUGGAUACAGACAUAUAUAAUAUAUAUAUAAAUGAUGAAGUAAGUGUAACAACGAUUUUAAAAAAUAUGAUAUUUGAUGAUAUAAGUAAGAUUAAUAUAAAUGAAAAGAUGAAUAAUAUGGAUAUAGAUUAUAUAAAAGAGGAUGAUGAGGCACACAUAAAAAAUACACAUAAUAGUAUAUAUAAUAAUAUAUAUAAUAAUAUAUAUAAUAAUAUGCGUGAUACUAAUAAUUGUAAUGAUCAUAUUACAUAUGAGAAAGAAAAAAAUAACUCUACACAUUUUGAUAAUCCAUAUUAUGAUAAAAAUAAUAAGUUCAAUAUAUACAACUUAUUUAAUGAUAUAUAUUAUUUUAAUGAAGAUGAUAUAGAAUUAAAUUCAAGUGAUUUUAAGCUUAUGGAUAUUUCAGUAUUAAAUUAUUUACAUUUAAAUUAUGAUUUUGAAAAUAAUUUAAAAUAUAUAUAUAAUUAUAUUAAUAAUAGAUUAUUUGUCUAUAAUUGUAAAAAGAUGAAUUCCUAUUUUAUUAAAAUAUUGUAUUAUUAUAUAAACCUAGUAUUUUUAAAAAUAAAAAAUAUUUUUUGUGAUGACUGUAUAUAUGUCAUUAAAAAACAACAAUCUUUAAACUCAUCAGCAAAUGAUUGUUGCUCUAAUAUAUUUUUUCUAUUAUAUGUGAGACUAUUAUAUAAUUUAAAAAUACCAAAGGAUAUAUUACAUGAAAUAUGUUCGAAUUAUUUCCCAGGAAAUAAGUGUAAAAAAUAUAUAGACCUUUUAUGGAACAAGCAAAAAUUUGGGAAUGUACCAAAUAAUGAAUGCGAUUAUAAUAAAAUAAAAAUGGUGGUUCAAAAAGGUGGUAUGAACAAAACGGAAAAAAGUCCUCAAGAAUAUGAUACACACAAUAAUGAUAAUAAUAAUAAUAAUAAUAUUAAUAAUAAUGAGGACUGUGGUAAUUCUUGUAAUACUGGAGAUAAUAAUUUUAAUUGUAAAAAUCGUUGCCAACCCAAUCCAGAUAUAUUAUUCUUAUAUUUAGUAGAAAUAUUUUUAUUUCCUGAUAAAGAUUGUAGUUAUUUUGAAGUGCUUAGUACAUGUUAUCAAUUUAUAAUAAAUAUAAAAGGAGGUAGAGAAAAUGUAUAUAUGAAAGAUGAAAUGUUAAAAAGGAUGUAUGAAAUAUUAAAAAAUAUACUUUUAAAACAAAAUUAUGAAAAUAUUUAUUAUUUUCAAAUUAUCCUAAUAUAUACUUCAUUAUUAUUAUACAACACUCACAUGAAAUCGUUAGUAUAUGAAAUGAGGAUAAUAGCUCAAUUUUAUUUAGAUUUUAUAUUUUUUUUUAUAGAAAAUAUAAAAAAUAAUUUGAUUAUUUUGGAUAUAAUAAAAUCGUACGCUGCUGAUCAGAAGGAUAUGUGUGAUAUGGAGAAAAAUAAUAAUAUCAUGAGUGAUCAAAAAGAAGAAGAAAAAAAGAAAAUUAAUAAUAAUGAUAAUAAUAAUAAAAAUGAAAAUAAUAAUAAAAAUGAAAGUAAUAAUACAAAUGAAAAUAAUAAUGAUAAUAAUUGUAAUAAUUUUUAUAAUGAUGAACAAAAUAUAUUUUUUUACUUAUUAAAAUGCUAUUUCAGAAAAAUGAUAUCAUUAUUGUAUUUAUAUACAGACGAGUUAAUAUUGUAUACUAUUAAACAUAACAUCGAUUUCGAAAUAAACGAAAGAGAAUAUUUUAGAAAGAACGUAUGUACGAGUAUAAAUUCAGAUAUUAUAUAUAAAUAUAUGAAUGUUAAAGAAGUGAAUCUAAGUAAUUUAUGUAUUUAUUGGGACUAUACAAUUAUUUCUGUAAGUCAAGAUAAAAAUAGUUUAUAUAUAUCACGAUGUUAUAAAAAUUUUCUAUUAAUAUUAGCUCAAAUGUUUAAAAUAUAUCAUGAAAAUGAACUGAUUAAUAGGAUAUUUUCAACUGACUUUUAUAAUAUGGACAUAGUAAAUGAUAUAAACGAAUUAUCGUUUAUUAUAAAUAAUCAGGACCAAAACAUAUAUAAUAAUAUAAAAAAUAAUAUAAAUAAUAAUAUAAAUAAUAAUAAUAAUAAUACUAUUAGUAGUAGUAGUAGUAUUAGUAGUAGUAUUAGUAGUAGUAGCAUGAAUAAUAAUAUUGAUAGUAAUUGUAAUAAACUCAAAUCCUAUUGUAACCUGUUUAACAUUCUAAAUAAUAACGACUUGUUAGAAAAACACUUUGAUUCAAUGUUUGAUACUUAUGUUAUCAAAAGUAAUAUAAGAGAAUGGUUAAAUGAUAACUUGUAUUAUUCAACGAAGGAUAUCGAAAUGAAUAAACAAGGAUAUACACACGAAAAGAACUCAACCUGUAAUUAUAAUAAUGUAUUAAAUAAACAUAAUAUAAACGAAAUAAAAAAUGGAGAAUAUAUUGCAUGUCCUGAAAAUUGUGACAUCUUAAAAAGUGAUGAAAAAUCUUUAUUCAUAUCACAAUUAAAUCAUUAUAAAAAAGAAAAUUUUUUUUAUAAUUUUAAUAUAUAUGACGUAGUCAAUGUUGAUAAGGAAAUAGAUAUGAAGGAACAAAGACAUGUGAAUAAUUCAAAUAAUAUAAUAAACAAUGUGAAUGUAGUCCAUCUUUUUAUUUUAUUGAAUAAAAGAGCAAAUGAAUGCUUAAAUAGGAAAAGGGUUGAAUAUUUUCAUGUUGAGAAGAUCCAUUUAAAUAUUGAAAGGUAUACAUAUAAAAACAAAUGGAAUUAUAUAAGAAAGUUGGAAAAAUUUUUAAAGCAAUAUCAACAUAUGAUUAAGGUUAUGUGUGAAAUAUUAAGUGAAUCAAAAUAUGUAGAUAGAAAUGAAAUCAAUUUAAGAAAAUGUGUAGAUCAAUGGUGGAAAAAUAGGUAUUUAUUAGAGCAGCAUUUGAAAAUCUUGAAUCUGGAUAUAUCAAAUAGUUUAGGUUUUUCUAUACAUAAAUUAAUGUCAAUUCCUUUAAUUAAUAUAAUAACAAAAUGGAACAUUAUGGAUGAUAAAUCGAUGAAAAAUUAUACAGCAGAAGAUGAUAAUAAUAAUGAAAAUUAUAAUAAUAUUGAAAAUUAUAAUGAUAAUGAAAAUAAUUAUUAUUGUGAUGUACUUGAAGAUGAAAAAAAGAAUAUUUCCACAUUAAAUCAUUCAAAAAACGACGAAGAAAAUUAUGUACAUAACACCAUAUCACCUUUAAAUAAUCAGUUAUAUUACUUAAAAGCUAAUUUUGAUAUUUUUAUUUAUAUUUUUUAUUUUCAUCAAAUUUUGAGGAUCCUCAGAUGGUUAAGAAAAUGGAAUAAAUUUAUUCUUCCACUAAAAUACUGGAGUGAAAUUGACUAUAUAAAUGUCCUUAUAAAUUUAACCAUAUUUUCGGUAACACUAAAAAAUUGUAAUCUCGAAAUUAUUAAUGUAAAAAAAAAAUAUUUGCAAAAAAUGUGUAAUUUGAAAAAAAGGAGAGAUGAUAAAAAUGUGUCAAAGGAUUAUUUUUGUAAGGAGGAAAUAAUUAUACAAAAUGGAAAUAAAAAUGAUGACAUAAAUAAUGUAAAUAAAAAUAAAACUAAUUAUUAUAAUUAUAAUGAUAAUCAUAAUAUGAAACAGAAGAAUAUUGAUUUUUCUAAUGAUAUUUUAAGUAAAAAUGAGAUCCAACAUUCUGAUUAUAUUAUUGACCAAUAUAAUAUUUCAUAUUAUGAAAACUUUAUUAAUGAACAUAAUAUUAACAAGAAAGAUAAUAUCAUUAUUAAGAAUAACCGUAAUUCCUUAAAUAUCAACAAAACUAGCACGUCCUAUUUACCAUGUUACAAUAAAGAUAUUGAAGAUAUUCUUAUUUUUAAAAAAAUGAUUGAAAAGAAAAAGGAAAAAGAACCAACGGAUACAAAAAAAGGAAAAAUUAGGGGAAGACGACAUACAUACUGUGAACAAAAUAUAUAUUCCGUAGAAGAAUAUGGGGAAAAUAAUAUAUAUCUUAGACCUAACAUGAAUCCUACUAUUAAGAAUGAUGUAGUAAAGAACAAUACUAAUAAUUCAAAAUACACAAAUUGUAAUAUACCAAUAAAUAGUAUUAACUCAUGUAAUAAUAAUAUAGAAAAUUAUGAUGAACUUGAAGAAAAAAAAAAAAAAAAAAAAAAUUCAUCUAGUAUAACAAGUAAUACAAAAAUGAAUAUCAAAAAAAAAACUGAUAAUUUCAAUAAUAAUAAUGUUUAUGAAUAUUUGAACCCAUUGAAAAAUACAAAUAAUUCUGAAUGCGAAAUAAAUGAAAAUUAUAAAUUAGUGAAUAAAAAAAAAAAUAAUAAAAGAAAUACAAUAUCUGGUAUUUUCUUUGAUUAUGAUAUGAAACAAAGAUAUGAAGAAUUACCAGAGAAAAAUUUUUUGAAAUUUUUAGAUUUAAGAAAAAAAUGUGUUAAAGGAUUAUUGAGAUGCUCUUUUAUUAAAUUAAGAAUGUAUUUAUAUCAUAUAUUAAUAGAUGUUUUUGAGAAUGCAGAUAUAGAUCCAAUGAAUAUUUUUGACCUUUUUAAUAUUAUAACACAUUCAUUUAUUAAGGAUGUCUUAUUUUGUAACCUUACAAUAGAUAAAACUAAUAAAGAUAAAUAUAUAUAUACAAGAAAUGUAGAAAAUAAUAGUGUAAGAAAAAAUCCUGUUAUUUUAUAUGUGCAUAGUAAUUUAAGUAGAAUAUCUUUAGAAAACUUGGAACCUUUAAAGGAUUCAUAUAUUGUAAGGGGUGUGAGUAAAAUGGUAACUACUUAUUUGUAUAAAAGGUUGGUAAAUAAGAUAAAGCGUGGUAAAAGUAUAGGUAAAAAAAAAAAAUACAUUUAUGAUAAUAAGCAUGACGAGGAUGAAUAUAAUAAUAAUGAUGAGGAUGAUUAUAAUAAUAAUGAUGAGGAUGAAUAUAAUAAUAAUGAUGAGGAUGAUUAUAAUAAUAAUGAUGAGGAUGAAUAUAAUAAUAAUGAUGAGGAUGAAUAUAAUAAUAAUAAUAAUGAGGAUAAUUAUAAUAAUAAUGUGGAUGAUAUGGAUAUGAAAAAAUAUAUAAAUUAUGAAUAUAAUAAAAAAUGGGAGAUCGAUUCAUCUGAAAAUGUGUGUGAUAAAAAAAAUGUGGCGCGUAGAGCGACAUAUAAUUCGACAACUUUGAAGGAUAUAAAUAAAAAUAUAAAUAAUAAUAAUAAUAAUAAUGAUAGUAAGAUUGUGACGAAGAAUGGUAUUAUGAAGGAUAAUCCAAAUGGUAAUUAUAACAUUUUCAAUUUUUAUGAUAACAAGAAUUCGUUUAAUAAGAACCAAGGUAAAACAUUUGAUAAUUCAAUAAAUAUGAAAAGAAAAAAUGAAAAAGAGGAAUAUGUUAUAAUUGACGAUGAUGAUACAAAUAAUAAUAAUAAUAAUAAUAAUAAUAAUAAUCUUCUAAAUAAUAAAAAAGGAGAUAAUAAUUACAAUUUAAUUGUUACAAAAGAAGAAGAAAAGAACCCAAUGUAUUCAAAUAAAAGUAAUAAUACAAAAGAAAAGAAAAAUCAUAAAAGAUCAAGAAAAAGCAUGAAUAUUGAAUAUUCCUUUAUAAAUCCUUUUCUUAAUAAAUAUAAGGAAAGAUCAAAAAAUAAAAGAAAUUUCACUUCAUGUAGUACACAAUUUUUAAGUGAUAAAGGAGAAGAAGAAAAAAAAAGAAAGGAUGAAUAUAAUAUGAGUGAAAAAGAAUAUAUAUUGGAUAGAAAUAAAAAAAAAAAAACUAUAAAAAAUAAUAAAAGUAUAAUUUCAAGUAAUAUAUCCAUAACACGUUCUUUAUCAAAUUCAUCAGAUUCAUCUGUAGAAUUAGUACAAAAUGAAGAUGAACUUAAGAAAAUUUUUAUGAAUGUUAGAAAUUCAUUAAAUUUUCAAAAUAUAAUGUCAAUUGAUAAUAAAGAAGAAUAUUGUGAUUAUCUUUAUUCUAAAAGAAAAAAUAGCAUAAGUGAAUCUGAAGCAUAUUUUGGUGAAAAAAAGAUGAAGCGUAUGAGUUCAUUUUUAAAAACCUCGAAGAAGGAUAAAAGAAGAACAUAUUCAAAUGAAAGAGAAUAUGGAUCAAAAACAUACGAAGUUAAUGGUAUAAAAUAUGUACCAUAUUAUAUUAGUAGCCCAAGAAUAAUUGAUCCUUAUAAAAGUAAAAUAUUUUUUUUAAUUAAUCCUAAUGGUGAUUUAAAAAGGACUGAAGAUGCUAUUAUUCCAUUUAUAUAUCAUAAAAAUAAAGAAAAAUAUAAAUAUAAAAAUUGGGAUGGAUAUAUUGGUAAUGUACCAAAUGAAAAUAUUUUAAUAGAUCAUUUAUGUAAUGAUGAUUUAUUUUUGUAUUGUGGACACCAAGGUGCAGAACAAUAUAUGAAAAAAGAAAACAUUAAAAAUGGAUUACCUAGUCUAGAAUUCAUUAUAGAUUAUAUUGUUGAAAAGAAAAUUAUAAAUUUGAAAAAGUAUCCUAAAAUAAAGGAAGUAAUAAAUUUAUAUACUAAUAAAUAUAAUAAUAAAAAAAAUCAACAAGUAGAAAAUAGUUCUAAUGCAAAACAAAAUAUAAAUCAAAGGAAGAGAAACUCUUCUACAUUUACUUUAACAAAAAAUGAAAAGAACACACGUAAUUUUAUAAAAAAAGAUAUGAAAAGAAAAAAUAUAGGAUCUAUUAAUAAUAUAUUAGUUCAUUUAGAAAAUAUAAAACGAAAGAACACUACAAAAAAUAAGGAUAAUAUUAGUGAUGAUAAUAAUGUUGAUGGAAAUAAUAUGGAUAAUGAUAAUAAUAAUAAUAAUAAUAAUUCAAAAAUAUAUAUAAGUCCACUUAGCAAAGGAUUAAAUUGUUGUACAUUCUUAAUAGGUUGUAGUUCUGGUCUUAUUUCAUCAUACGGUUUUGAUUUAGAUGCCUGGGGUACUGUUUAUGAUUAUAUAGUAGGAGGAUCUUUAUUUGUUUUUGGAAAUUUGUGGAAUGUAACUGACGGAGAAGUAGAUGGAUUUACACAGAACUUUUUAUGGAAAUGGACACAACCAAAUUCUUCUUCUUUAUUUCAAGCAAAAUUCAUAUAUAAUGAAAAAUUACCAUCUUUGAAUUUAAGCUUUAGUUUCUUUUUGGAAUUAUUUUUAAAAAAUAUGAAAAAUAAUCAAAAUAUAAAAAAUUAUCAAAAUAUAAAAAAUAAUCAAAAUAUAAAAAAUAAUCAAAAUAUAAAAAAUUAUCAAAAUAUAAAAAAUUAUCAAAAUAUAAAAAAUAUUGAAAAAUUAUUUAAUAACAAUAUAAAUUUACUAAAAUUAGAUAUGGAUAUUGGUGACAAUUUUAUUACUGUACCUAUGAAUAUCUAUAAAUUUAUAAUAAAAAAUAAGUUUUUCUAUAUAUAUUUCACAGAUUAUUAUAAUACGAAUAUUUUUGUAAAUAAAAACCUUUAUUAUAUUAAUCAAAAUAAGAAAUAUAUGUGGUUAAGUAUAACAGAAGCCUUAACAGAAGCUAAGCAAUAUUGUCGCCUACCCUACGGUACAGGUUCUGCAGGAGUUAUGUACGGUUUGCCCAUAUAG